AUGACUCUUUCUCAGGCACUGUUGACAUUCAGGGAUGUGGCCAUAGAAUUCUCUCAGGAGGAGUGGGAAUGCCUGGACCCUGCUCAGAGGGCCUUGUACAGGGACGUGAUGUUGGAGAACUACAGGAACCUGGUCUCCCUGGGAAUCUGUCUUUCUGAGGUGAAUAUUAUUUUCAUCUUGGAGCAGGGGAGAGAGCCCUGGCCUCUGAAGAGUGAGGUGAAAAUAGAGAAAAAGUAA
Messenger RNA from Lipotes vexillifer (Yangtze River dolphin), 237 nucleotides. RefSeq names its product zinc finger protein 766-like. Bases 1 to 237 code for a protein of 78 amino acids. Lineage: Eukaryota; Metazoa; Chordata; Mammalia; Artiodactyla; Lipotidae. Gene Ontology annotation, biological process: regulation of DNA-templated transcription. The record is from RefSeq and is a predicted model, not a curated record. The transcript has 3 exons.